Molecule: messenger RNA, 2120 nt
Organism: Vigna angularis (adzuki bean)
Lineage: Eukaryota; Viridiplantae; Streptophyta; Magnoliopsida; Fabales; Fabaceae
Product: V-type proton ATPase subunit B 1
Exons: 15
Coding region: 167-1633 (488 amino acids)
Biological process (GO): ATP metabolic process; proton transmembrane transport
Cellular component (GO): proton-transporting V-type ATPase, V1 domain
Molecular function (GO): proton-transporting ATPase activity, rotational mechanism; ATP binding
Source: RefSeq, a predicted model, not a curated record
UUAUAUUUUUAUCUGAAAUAAAUAGAAGAAUUGGGAUUUAAUAAUUUGAUGUUGUGUUAAAAAAUUUGGUCCAAUAGAUCCGUGUUGCUCACCCACAGUCCAUUCCACACCCACGUCUCUCUUCCGCUUCAGAUCACGAAAAUCGUAAGCGUUUCGCUGUUCCAAGAUGGGCGUGGCUCAGAAUGUUCACGACACGGAGGAGGGUACCUUGGAGAUUGGAAUGGAAUACAGAACUGUAUCUGGAGUUGCUGGACCAUUGGUUAUUCUUGACAAAGUUAAGGGACCCAAAUUUCAAGAGAUUGUUAAUAUUCGUUUAGGAGAUGGAACUACUCGGCGUGGACAAGUUCUAGAGGUUGAUGGUGAAAAGGCUGUUGUUCAGGUAUUUGAAGGUACAUCUGGGAUUGACAAUAAAUUUACAACUGUGCAAUUUACUGGAGAGGUGUUAAAAACUCCUGUCUCUCUGGAUAUGCUUGGGCGCAUAUUUAAUGGUUCUGGAAAACCAAUUGAUAACGGUCCACCAAUUUUACCUGAGGCAUACCUAGAUAUUUCUGGAAGUUCUAUCAAUCCUAGUGAGAGAACCUAUCCUGAGGAGAUGAUACAGACAGGAAUAUCUACAAUUGAUGUCAUGAAUUCUAUUGCUAGAGGUCAAAAGAUCCCUUUAUUCUCAGCAGCUGGUCUCCCCCAUAAUGAAAUUGCUGCACAGAUAUGUCGUCAGGCUGGCUUAGUCAAGCGACUUGAGAAAUCUGAUAAUCUACUUGAGAGUGGAGAAGAGGACAAUUUUGCUAUUGUUUUUGCAGCUAUGGGAGUUAACAUGGAGACUGCACAGUUUUUCAAACGUGACUUUGAGGAGAAUGGGUCAAUGGAGAGAGUGACUCUUUUCCUUAAUUUGGCAAACGAUCCUACAAUUGAGCGAAUUAUCACUCCUCGUAUUGCUCUCACUACUGCUGAAUAUUUGGCUUAUGAAUGUGGCAAGCACGUUCUUGUGAUACUCACAGAUAUGAGUUCUUAUGCUGAUGCUCUUCGUGAGGUAUCUGCUGCCCGAGAAGAAGUGCCAGGAAGACGUGGUUAUCCUGGAUACAUGUAUACAGAUCUUGCAACAAUUUAUGAACGUGCUGGAAGAAUUGAGGGGCGUAAAGGCUCUAUUACUCAAAUUCCAAUUUUAACCAUGCCCAACGAUGAUAUUACGCACCCAACUCCUGAUCUGACAGGAUAUAUCACUGAGGGGCAGAUAUACAUCGACAGGCAGCUGUAUAACAGACAGAUAUACCCACCAAUCAAUGUCCUCCCAUCACUAUCUCGGUUGAUGAAGAGUGCUAUUGGUGAGGGAAUGACCAGAAGGGAUCAUGCUGAUGUUUCCAACCAGCUCUAUGCAAAUUAUGCUAUUGGAAAGGAUGUUCAGGCAAUGAAAGCAGUGGUUGGAGAAGAAGCACUUUCAUCAGAGGACCUGCUGUAUCUGGAAUUUUUGGAGAAGUUUGAGAGGAAGUUUGUUGCCCAGGGAGCUUACGACACCCGUAAUAUAUUCCAGUCACUAGAUCUUGCAUGGACCUUACUCCGGAUUUUCCCUCGUGAACUUCUUCAUCGUAUACCAGCCAAGACUCUUGACCAGUAUUACAGCCGAGAUGCUGGUAAUUGAUGAUUAAGGAAGCAAGUUCAUAUACCUUGGUCUCUUGCUCAACCAGUGCCUAAUGUCAUCGGCAAUUUAUUUGUUUCUUUGCUUUCUCCCACAAAUCCACAUUUCUUCUAUGCAGCUAAAUAUAAUAAAGGAUUGAGUGAGAGUCUGUUUGAGUGCCUCAUAUUUUGAGUCGGUCGGUUAGUUAGAAAAGUAGACCCCAUAGAUGUUAUGAUUCCUGAGCCAUUUUUUCUUUUGGUGGGGAAAAUGAGUUGUGUUAGUUUGGGAUGGCUGGCGUCAAUUGCAUUGUGGGAUGUUCAUGUUCCCUGGUGUUGGAAUUUGUGGAGACUGCGUUCCCAAUGUACGUUGCAUGUUUCAUAAUUUUAUUUAUCAUGUAAUUUGCUUGUUUAGGAUAUUCAUAAUCAGGACAGUUGUCUUUUGGACACUUCCUGGAUGUAUUUAUCUGCUUUAGUUUAUCAAUAAUUCAAACAAGCAUUUAAAGUCUGGGAAA